UUGUAUUUCGUUUCUAUGAGUCAGUAAAUUUGUUGAAUUUAUUAACUUUUCGUUGCAUUUUGUGUUAGACAAAAACAGGUUUCAAAAUAUCUGAUAAAGCAUACAGGUAGACUACCGUAGAUCUGUACAUUCCGAAGCCGAAGGCAGGUUCGUCUGUCUGUCUGUUCGUGUCCAACGCCGCUUCAACCGGUGUUCAGACUAUGGCGGAGUCUCAAGAUUAUCAGGAUGUCUACGAACAGGGUGGUGUAUUCAUUAAUGCUAAAGAGGAUGAACAAAAUGGGGGAGACAUAUUGCUUGGUGGAACUUUAUAUAUAACAGAAAUGAACGAUAAAAGAUAUAUCAAGUGGAUUGUCUAUCAUGAACCAGAUAAAAACAAUUCUGAAAAAGACGAUACGUAUACAUUAGAUGGAGAAUCAAGUUCUGUCUUGCAUUCUCAUUCCAGAGAUGAUCUGAGCUCUGUAAAUGAGUACCAACCAAUUGAUCCUGACUGGACACUUAUAAACAAUGGUGGUCAAACAGUCGCAUUUUUAAAAGUUGACAAAGAUGGGAAGAAAAUGCAACGAGGUUCUCUAUCAUCAGAAGCAGAAGCUGAUGAAGAAGCUGCCAAAUAUAAUAUUUCUGUGGAAAUAGCUGAAUUAGAUUUAAUGAAAAGAUCAAAAAGAGGAUUGGGUUGGCCAAACGUCACACUUUGGCGUAAAGAUGGUUCUGUUCUACCCACGUUUCAUUUCCAUGACAAAGGUUGCAAGAAAUUUAUCAAAACUUUGAAGAUGUAUGCUUAUGCUAUGCCAUUUCCCAAAGAUCCUUAUACAUUCCGAUUGACUCAACAUGAUGAUAAUGCACUUACUCGUUCAUUUGAUGAACUUCAAUUGUUUGGAAGUUCUCCUGCUGCCAAUAAUGACACGUCACGACUUUUCAAGGACUCGUCAGAUUUUGCACUUCGUUCGUUCUCGAGAGUUACAAAUUUCUUGCAAAACAUCAUGGUUCCAUCGGAACAUCCCAGUAAUAGACCAGCAAAGGAGACUGCACAAGUUGUAAGUGAGGAUUUGAUAGAAACAAUUGGAACGAGCCGAAUUCAAAUUCAACCUGACGAAACACAAACAAACGGCUUUGAAGUUAUAACAUGUGCACAAUUGGGUCCACGAUCAGAACAACCAAGAGGACUCCCAGUCACGAACGCAUUAUUGGAAACCCAUAAAGAUGAGGAAGGAAGGAUACAUAGAGUGGAUGAAUUGAUGUGGGCAAUAUUUCAUGGUGGCAUUGAUCCAAGUCUACGGAAGGAAUUAUGGAAAUAUAUGCUGAAGUAUUAUGAUUGGAAUAUGACAAAACAAGAGUUAGCUGACAGAAGAAGAGCUAAAGAGGAUGAUUACUACAGAAUGAAAAUGCAAUGGAAGUCGAUUGACGAAGAUCAACAAAAAAGAUUUGCUUUACUCAGAGAGAGAAAAAAUCUCGUAGAGAAAGAUGUCAUAAGAACGGAUCGUACAAGAAUGUUCUAUAAAGAAGAUGGAAAUUUGAGUUUGAAAUUGCUUUUCGAUAUUCUGAUGACAUACUGCAUGCAUAAUUUUGAUCUUGGUUAUGUUCAAGGCAUGAGUGACCUUCUGUCACCUUUAUUAGAAGUUUUGGAAAAUGAAGUUGAUGCUUUCUGGUGUUUCGUUGGAUACAUGGAUCUUGUGCAUCAUAACUUCGAAGCCAAUCAAGCUGGAAUGAAAAGGCAACUUGGUGAAUUGAGGGUUCUACUCCAGUUCAUGGAACCUCAAUUAUGGGAUCAUUUGGAUGAAAAAGAAUCAGCUAAUGUGUAUUUCUGUUUCCGAUGGCUUCUGAUACAUUUCAAACGUGAAUUCUCGUAUGAAGAUAUACAACCAUUGUGGGAGGUUCUAUGGAGUGGUCUACCCUGUUGUAAUUUCCAUCUCCUGAUAUGUGUUGCCAUAUUGGAAACUGAAAAACAUAAUCUCAUGAAGGAAGAAUGUGGCUUCACAGAAAUACUAAAACAUAUCAAUGAAUUGGCUGGCAACAUAAAUUUGGAUGAGACUCUGCGUAAAGCAUAUGGAAUUUAUGAACAGCUCUCUGCCUGUAAACAAGAUCUUCCGGAUUCAGUCAAAUUCAUAUUGGGAUUUAAUGAAUGAUAAAAACCGAACAAUUUGCUUGGUGAAUUUUUAUGCUGGGUGAAAUAUAAUUAUAUGAGCUGCCAACCUGCCAUAUUACUAAAAUGACAGAGAUGUUUUUUUUUAUAAAUCUCAAUAACUAUUUAUCUGAGUAUGGAAUGAAAUUGUAUCGCUUUAUACGCUCAAGGCUUGAAAUAUUCGUAAUUGGAAUGCUUUUACGUUAUUGAACACAUUAUGUUGGAUAAUUGUAGUAAAAUGGAAAGUUUUUUUACUGAUGACUUGUGAAUGUUGAUGCAGAUAAACUUUUUCUUCUGAUCUUACAUAAAUGAAUCAUUAUGGGACUAUUAGGUAGGGAUGUUACGGAGCGAAACUGGGGACUUGACUCAUUUUUAAAGGUUGGCCUGAGGUCGGCUGAAAGUUCACAUUUACAAUAAAUCAGAAAUGUGACGGAUGGGAUUGGACUAUUGUGAAUUUUUUUAUCUUUUCAAAUUGAUACUUUAAAAUUAUUAUUAUGGUAAUAUUUUGAUCCUAAAUGAGACAAAAUAUAAUCUUGGAAUAUUGUAGAGGAAGUUUACAAAUACUAUUACAACAUCAUUGUCAAGCAGAUAACUUCAUAUGAAUACAAGUUUUUGGACAAACGAAAUAUACCAGUUUAAUAUCCCCUUGAACAUGACACUCUAUUGUUAAAACGAAUAUUUAAGGUUCGAUGAUAGUUUUGCAUCGUGCAAGCGUUCAAUAAUUAUCUUGACUCAUCAAUAGCAUUAUACAAUUUUUGUUUAUAUUAUUUUUCACAUCACAUUUUAUUCAAAUAAUAUAGUUUAUCUUAUGUGUGCAGAAAAACGGAAAAGUAUAUAACUUCAGUUUAAUCUGAAUUCCUGGUAGUUUGAAAAUCUCAUUCAAUAUAUGUACCAUUCUCCUUGGUCAUCUUUCUUUUUCAUUAAGGUCUAUUUUUAGUUUAUGAAUUAUUCUGUUUGUAUUUUAUUAUGAAGUCUAAUCCAAACUAGAAAUGACAAUGUAGCCGGUGGUGUAUCCCGGAUUCUAGUUUGAAUAUGUAUGAUCAAAUUGAUGGCAUUUACAUAUUGAAAACAUUGUUUAUCUAUUAAGUACUGUAAAUUUUUGGUUCAUCAUGCCAUAAAUCAGCAAUGUCGAUAUGGAAUUGAAGCAAAUUGGUAACAAUUUGAAAUUUCAAUUUAGAAAUGCACACUAUUAUGUUAAAAUAAGAGUUUAUAUCUCUUUCGCUAAUUGAGUUUACUUCCAACAUCUUACAAAAUGUUGUCAAAUCUUAUAAAAUAUUGCUUUUCAUUAAAAAUUCAUUUUUUUUUAACUGUGUGUGAUAAAAAUUUAUUAAGAUUCCCAAUUUUGUUUUAUUCCUUCUUUGUAUGUAAAUAUGCCACUGGCUUGUAGAGUUACUAGGCAGAAGACUUCUGUUUUGACUCUUAACAUAAGGUAAUUACAGUAUCAGUAUUGAGUGUUUUAUUAUUACUUGUUUUUCUUGUUAAAAAUAGAGUCCCUCAAAUCAAUAAAAAAAAAAUUAUCUUUUUUCGAAAUUGUUUAAAAAAGCAUGGUUAAAUUAAUUCUUUUUGCUUUUUUAAUUUUCAAGUAUUUGUUUAAUUAAUUAAAAAUGUGAUUGGGGCAAAAUACUUCAUGUUCAAUCGUCUCGUCAUUGCACUGAAUUCACUUUAUUUGUGGUGAAAAUAUGAGUUAUAUUAUACAGUAUAUAGAAUUUGUGGUGGAUGUACAGGGUUUUUAUAAAUUCCUAAAUUAAAUUAGGUAAAAGAACGUUGAUGCACUUCGUGCAACUAAUGGUGGACUUAAAAGGUGUAUUAAAAUAAAUCGAAUAAACACUAAUAAAAAUAAAACAAACCUGGCUAAGAUAUAUUGAGAACUGACUUCACAACAAAAUUUACUGGCAACAGGACUUCAUGAACACCCUGUAUAUCACUUAGAAAUAAUGUUUGCAAGCUCCGUUAUUAUAACUAUUCCAUGUUAUCGAUAUGUUAGCUUUGUUCCCAUGUUUUUAUAGAAUUUGUAUUAGUUAGUUGUGAUUGUAUGACUUAUUAACUUGUGAUACCUGCUUGUAAUUUAAAUAGGUAUUAACAUUAUAUUGUGCAAUACCUAAUGUAUGUGUAUAAAAGUCUGCAAUUGCGUUUUUAUUUUGUUUACAAAAUCGACAGUAAACAAUUAAGGCUUCAUUAGAUUCAUUAUCGGGCCAACUACAAAAAGAGAAAAACAGUAGAGUGCAUAUUUUGAUGUCAUUUUGAAUUUUAAAACGCAUGUUAAUGCUAUCGUCAUCAUAGAAAAAUUCUGACUUUCGCUAUCUGCCCUCCAUUUAAUCGUAAACUUCUAACAGAAUCCUAAACUUCAGACAAUUUAUGGUAGAUGUGGCAAAUGGUUAAUGAAAGUGCUACGUUUUGGUAAUUUUAUUGGUCGUAAAAUGCUGCGGAACAAAUAUUUCAAUCUCUCAUUUUGUAAAAUAAAUCACCAGACUUUUUA
This is a messenger RNA of Styela clava, 4592 nucleotides long. RefSeq names its product TBC1 domain family member 17-like. Gene Ontology annotation, molecular function: GTPase activator activity. Lineage: Eukaryota; Metazoa; Chordata; Ascidiacea; Stolidobranchia; Styelidae. Gene Ontology annotation, biological process: activation of GTPase activity. The record is from RefSeq and is a predicted model, not a curated record.